Priapulus caudatus is the source of this 1052-nucleotide messenger RNA. RefSeq lists its product as uncharacterized. The transcript is spliced from 4 exons. The record is from RefSeq and is a predicted model, not a curated record. The coding region runs from base 46 to 954 and encodes 302 amino acids. Lineage: Eukaryota; Metazoa; Priapulida; Priapulimorpha; Priapulimorphida; Priapulidae.
CACGCUUGCUUCGAUGGUGCUGUCCAUAACAGGUCGUUUCUGAAAAUGCACUACAAUGGCUCCGAUUCUGCAGCAGUGUCAGCAUCCUUCGCCACACACAAUCCCGUCGGGGAUAUGCCAAUCGUCAUGAUGAUAGAUCCGAAACACCUCUUCAAGAAAAUCAGAAAUAAUAUCAUCAAACGUGGAUUUGGAAUAAAUAGCACAAGACUACUGUCGCAUCAGGCAGGGUUUAUUACCUGGCAAAUGUGGGUCAAAGCCUAUCAGUGGGACCGGGCAGCGAACCCGAGCGAGGUCUCAAGGAUACACCAUGUCCUGACAGAUGAGCACAUCUGGCCAAACAAUGGUCAGAAAAUGAGAAACAAAUUGGUAGAAGACGUCCUCGACAAGGAAAUGCUUCAUCUGUUCAAAGCUUACCAGAAAGCUGAAGGUCGAAAUGGAGAUUCGCUCAACGGUGCGAUACAGCUGCUGGAGGCAACCAGUGUUCUGAUUGCAAACUUCACCGACACGCGUCCUAUAACAUCAGUAGAAGACGAUCGGCUCCAGUGCAAUGCGAGAUCACUGCAAUGGUUCACAUCAUGGGAGGACGCCGUGAUGAGCGAUCUACAGGACACUGCCAACGUGAAGCGAAGACAGUUGAUGUCACAGGAGACACGCUUCGACAUGAAGUCCACCAUUCUGGGCUUUGAAAGUCUUGUUUGCCAGAAACAAAAAACCCAUCCGGGUACAAGCAUAAACGCUGCUCGAGUCAACAGCGAGUCAGUUGAAAACAUCUUCUGCCAGCAGAGAGCCAUUUCGCAUGGGGCCAAUGACAACUCCAAUUACAAGCAGUUUAUGUAUGGUAUGAACACCAUCAUAUUAACCGCAGACACUGUUAACAACAGCCGUUGCAACACUGGAGUAGCAGCAGAGCCCUUCUCAUUUCGAGUGCAGAAACCCAUCAAUCCGAAGAAAUAGAAGAGUGAUGUCUAGCGGAACACAAGUAUUAUUCUCCAGAAUAAAGUAGAGUGUCACCAAUGGCAAUCAACUGCAGCUGAGUAGGAGUCACCGGAUCU